This is a messenger RNA of Macrosteles quadrilineatus (aster leafhopper), 1742 nucleotides long. RefSeq names its product protoheme IX farnesyltransferase, mitochondrial (gene Cox10). Bases 362 to 1582 code for a protein of 406 amino acids. The transcript is spliced from 9 exons. Gene Ontology annotation, cellular component: mitochondrial membrane; mitochondrion. Gene Ontology annotation, biological process: heme biosynthetic process. The record is from RefSeq and is a predicted model, not a curated record. Gene Ontology annotation, molecular function: protoheme IX farnesyltransferase activity. Lineage: Eukaryota; Metazoa; Arthropoda; Insecta; Hemiptera; Cicadellidae.
GUCUGCUCCUUGCUCCUGCUGUGCUGACUGCUGAUGUUUUUUCUGUAAUCUGUUUGGUCGGCUGCUGGGCUGAAUGUCAUGUUGAUGUUGUAUUUAUAAGGAAUGACUUAAAGUUGGUGAUUUAAAUAGUCUUUAUUUGAACAUUUAACUGUAAUAAUUAAGUGUUUGUGGUGGUUUCAUUUGCUUGUAAUUUUUAGUUACAUGUGACCUUCGUUGCUUUGUUAUUACUCACCAUUUCCUAUUUUUACCAGGCGGGUAUCUAGGCCUAGCCUAUAUUAUAUUACACUCUAUUUUGCUAACAUGAAUCCCUCAACUUUACUCAUAUACAGCAUGGGAUAAAUACAGAACCAGUGAAUGAACAAUGUUUUACAUUGUAAAGUCAUGGCAGAGACUCAAUAAUUGCAGUCAUUCCCCCCUACAUAAUAUCAAAUUGUUUAUUCAUCCCAUUAUACGACAGUCUACAAAGACAGCCACUGUUCCAAAGCUGUCCCAUGACAAGACGACAGUGGUACAUGUGGCAGCAGUGGUUCCUCAGCAGACGACACAACCUCCACGUGCAGUUCCCAACACCACCACCACUACAACAUCGCCAGAGCCAGAUACAUGUGACAAGUGGAUACCAGUCGUCCUUGAUUGGCAAAGUCUACCCAAACAUUACUUGAAGCUUUCCAAGUCUCGGCUUACUUCACUAGUUGUACUAACAUCAAUGGCGGGCUAUGCUAUGGCUCCAGCACCCUUCGACCCUAGCACAUUUGCUCUCUGUUCCGUCGGCACUGGACUGCUCUCUUGUGCUGCUAAUUCCAUCAAUCAAUACCACGAGGUGCCGUUUGACGCCCAGAUGGCACGCACAAGAAACAGAAUACUAGUCAGGGGUCAUCUGACCCCAAUCCAUGCGUUGGGGUUUGCAUCAGUGUGUGCUACUACAGGAGUAGCUUUGCUCUAUGUUGGCGUCAACCCAUUGACCACUAUGCUUGGGAUUACAAACCUCGUACUUUACACAUCAGUCUACACACCACUCAAGAGGAUAAGUAUCCUCAACACAUGGGUCGGAUCUGUCGUUGGAGCGCUGCCCCCACUGAUGGGAUGGGCCGCAUGUUCUGGAGCCCUGGAGCCAGGAGCUUGGGUCCUAGCGGGGUUGCUGUAUGCUUGGCAGUUCCCACACUUCAACGCUCUCUCCUGGAACCUGAGACCUGACUACUCCAGAGCUGGCUACAGGAUGAUGUCUGUCACAAAUCCAGGCUUGUGUCGCAGAACUGCUCUCCGGUACACAGCUCUCUUAGUGCCAUUGUCUGUGUCAGCGUCACUACUGGAUAUGACUAACCAAUGGUUUGCCUAUGCUUCUUUACCUCUCAACUUGUAUUUCCUGCUGCUUGCUUGGAGGUUCCAUCGCAAGUCAGACAGUUCUAGUUCUCGCAAGCUUUUCCACUUUUCACUGAUACAACUGCCAGUUUUGAUGCUGCUUUUGCUGUUUACCAAGAAACACUGGUACACAAAGAAAGAGGAAGAGACCAAAGUGCAAGCAGCUGUUGUAUCAGAGUCCCUUCCCCUCACUCUACCUUUUGUUGUCAAACCUACGUUAUGACAAGUUCACUCUUAGACAUCGAUACUUGUACAUUGUGUUGUAGCAAUAUGCAACAUGUUGAAAUUUUACUUAGAACUAUGUGUGAUAUUUAGGAAUUAUAAGAUGUUAUUUAUUUGUAAAUAACAACUAGUAAAUAAAUGUUAGAAUUAGUUAUUUUCUU